GAUGCCUCUGUCAGUCUUCGGCAAUCCUAUGGACUCUUCCCUCCUUUGUUUUCAACCCCGCCGUGGUUUCCCGCCUGUAAAACUGACGUCCAGAGGACAGGCACUCAAGCGUCCUGUGCUCCAGUCACAGCCAUCUCUAUCCUUCCCUGAGGAGCCAGCAAACCCUCAGGAAGAUUUGCUAUCGCUAGGAGAAACUGAGGCAGAAAGGGCAGGCUGCUGUUUUAAGACCGAAGCAUGGAUUUCAGAACCCCUGACCUGCUGGAAAUGUGGCUGGAGCCUCCAGAAGACGUCUUCUCAACAGGAUCCUUCCUGGAGCUGGGACUCCAUGGUCCACCUUCAGAGGUCCCAGUAACUAGGCUACAGGAACAGGGGCUGCAAGGCUGGGAGUCCAGUGGGGGCCAUGGCUGUGGUCUUCAAGAGAGUGAGCCUGAAGAUUUCCUGAAACUUUUCAUUGAUCCAAAUGAAGUGUACUGCUCAGAAGCCUCUCCUGGCAGUGACAGUGGAAGCUCUGAGGAUCCUCGCCAUCCAGACAGUCCCCCUGCCCCCAAGCCACCCAGUUCCCCUGCCCUCUAUGACGUUGUCUAUGAGGCAGGGACCCUAGAGAGGAUGCAGGGGGAAGCUGGGCCAGCUGUAGGGCUCAUCUCCAUCCAAAUAGGUCAGUGUUCUUUGUGGGAAGCGGACAAUGGCCCUUCAGGCCCAGCCCUAACCCUGGGGUUAAGGGAGUUUCCCCAACCUGUGCCACUACCCAGGGCCUGCGGCCAUCCAUCUCCUUUCUCCCAGCCACCUAUGUUUCCCUCAGAUCAGUGGAGCCCACCGUUUAUGGUGCCUGAUGCCUGUGUGGUCAGUGAGCUGCCUCCCGAUGCUCAUGCCCACAUCCUGCCCAGAGCAGGCCCUGUAAACUCAGUGCCUCCUGCAGCCCUGCUGCCCUGUCAAACCUUGUUCCUGACAGAAGAGGAGAAACGUCUGCUGGGACAGGAAGGGGUGUCCCUACCCUCUCACCUGCCCCUCACCAAGGCAGAGGAGAGGGUCCUCAAGAAGGUCAGGAGGAAAAUCCGUAACAAGCAGUCAGCUCAGGACAGUCGGCGGCGGAAGAAAGAGUACAUCGAUGGACUAGAGAGCAGGUAUGUUUGGACUCACAUUUCUGGAUUCACGACUGGGCCCCCUUCCUCACCAAGGCAGGCAAGGUCAGGGACUCAUGAUUACAGAGCCUUAUCCUACCUUUCCACCCUUCCUAGGGUGGCUGCCUGUUCUGCACAGAACCAGGAACUACAGAAAAAAGUCCAGGAGCUGGAGAGGCACAACAUCUCCCUGGUGACUCAGCUCCGCCAGCUGCAGAUGCUUAUUGUUCAAACCUCCAACAAAGCUGCCCAGACUAGCACUUGUGUUCUGAUCCUUCUUUUCUCCUUGGCUCUCAUCAUCCUGCCCAGUUUCAGCCCCUUUCAGGGCUUACCAGAAGCUGGGCCUGAGGAUUACCAGCCUCAUGGAGUGAUUUCCAGAAACAUCCUGACUCACAAGGACAUGACAGAAAAUCUGGAGAAUCCAGCGGUGGAGUCCAGAUUGGAGGGGUCACCUGGGGCCAAGGGUGUAAAUGGCUCAACAAGGACACUGCUUGAGAAGACAGGAGGGAGGGCAGGCCCCAGCAGGCACAUCAGAACUGUGCUGCAUGCAGAUGAGAUGUGAGCUGUAACACCUCCUGGCCCACUUCCCAAUCACAAUAAGGAAUCCAGGGCUCCGCUGGCUGUGGUUCUGCUUCCUCCUGGGGUUCCCACUCAGGGCUGUUUGGCCUCAGGGGUCUGAAUCACAUCAGGAUGCCCUAGAUGUCUGUACCCCAUGGCUCAGUCUGCCUAUGUCAAGGGGCACCUCAAAUACUUUUGUCAUGUAUCUGUGAUUUUAUUUCUUCUUUGGGGAUAGGGUUGAGGGGAAACUGACAUUUUGGCUGAGAAAUAAAUUUUUUUUGCUAAAAUUG
This is a messenger RNA of Globicephala melas (long-finned pilot whale), 1966 nucleotides long. RefSeq names its product cAMP responsive element binding protein 3 like 4 (gene CREB3L4). NCBI's taxonomy places the organism in Eukaryota, Metazoa, Chordata, Mammalia, Artiodactyla, Delphinidae. Gene Ontology annotation, molecular function: DNA-binding transcription factor activity, RNA polymerase II-specific; RNA polymerase II cis-regulatory region sequence-specific DNA binding. Gene Ontology annotation, biological process: regulation of transcription by RNA polymerase II. Gene Ontology annotation, cellular component: nucleus. The record is from RefSeq and is a predicted model, not a curated record.